AUGACCCCCGAGAAGGUGCUGAGAGAGGGGGUGCUGGAGAAGCGCAGCGGGGGGCUGCUGCAGCUCUGGAAGAAGAAGCGCUGCCUGCUCACCGAGAAGGGGCUGCAGCUCUUCGAGCCCAAGGGCUCGCGCCGCAAGGAGCUGAGCUUCGCACGCAUGAAGGCGGUGGAGUGCGUGGAGUGGAAGGAGCGGCACAUCUACUUCACCGUGGUCAUGGAGGACAGCCACGAGAUUGACUUCCGCUGCGCCCAGGAGGACCCAGGCUGGAACGCAGCCAUCACCAUGGGCCUCGUCCGCUUCAAGAACCAGCAGGCCAUCCAGAUCGUGCGAGCCCGGCACAGCUGCAGAGCGGUGCUGCAGUGUGACACGGCCCCGGCCUGCCAGCCCACGGACAUGCAGCGUCCCAAGGGCAGGAUGGAGACGGCCCUCGGUUCUGCAGGCGGCAGGGAGAACAGGAUCCCCGUGGGGAAAUGA
Molecule: messenger RNA, 474 nt
Organism: Nothoprocta perdicaria
Lineage: Eukaryota; Metazoa; Chordata; Aves; Tinamiformes; Tinamidae
Gene: PHLDA3
Product: pleckstrin homology like domain family A member 3
Exons: 2
Coding region: 1-474 (157 amino acids)
Biological process (GO): negative regulation of phosphatidylinositol 3-kinase/protein kinase B signal transduction; intrinsic apoptotic signaling pathway in response to DNA damage by p53 class mediator; positive regulation of apoptotic process
Cellular component (GO): plasma membrane
Molecular function (GO): phosphatidylinositol phosphate binding
Source: RefSeq, a predicted model, not a curated record